Hippopotamus amphibius kiboko is the source of this 4848-nucleotide messenger RNA. It is a transcript of the gene SPRED2, whose product is annotated as sprouty related EVH1 domain containing 2. Gene Ontology annotation, molecular function: protein kinase binding. The transcript is spliced from 8 exons. Lineage: Eukaryota; Metazoa; Chordata; Mammalia; Artiodactyla; Hippopotamidae. Gene Ontology annotation, cellular component: membrane. The record is from RefSeq and is a predicted model, not a curated record. The coding region runs from base 900 to 2249 and encodes 449 amino acids. Gene Ontology annotation, biological process: multicellular organism development; negative regulation of MAPK cascade.
GAAGACGUCAUCGCUUCCGCCCUACUUCCUCCUCCUGUUGGCGGCGGUGAGAAUCCAAUAUGGAGUAAAUCGGGGGAGUCGAGAGAUGGGGCUCGGACGGGGCGCCCUGCACCGCCUUCCAGGCGCACCUCCCCCGGCCGCCGAGCGCUCCCCGGAACUGUGAUUGGCCCGGCCCCCCAGGGGCAACCCGGGACCGAGCCCCCACCCGCGGCCGGCCCUCUCCUCCUGCUCUCAGCGGUCCCCGCCGCUCCACGGCGCGCUUGUUUUUCUCCUCCUCUCCCCCACCGCUGUCCCCUGCCCAAAUCUCUCCCCUCCGCCCGCCCCCGAGCCCCCGGAGCCGCCGCCCGCCUUGCCCCUCGGCGCUGCGGCGCUCACUCCCCCCCCCCAAGCUUGCCUGUGCACCCCUUCCCCCAGACCUCACCCCGCGCUCCGGUCGCCCUGCUUCCCCUUCUGCCUUGUGCGGCGCCCCCCUCCAUCUCUAGCAGCUCCCCCCAACCAAAUCAGGCGAUCUCCGGAGAUGUGAAGAAGGGGGGGUGAGCGGACAGGAAGAUGAAGGGAGCAAAGCUGCCCGCCGCGGGACAGGCGUCUAGGUGAACAGGAAAAUGACCGAAGAAACACACCCGGACGAAAUCUGGUACAGCUCCUGGCACAUAGAAGAUGGGGAUAUAUGUUUGAAGGAUUUUAAAAAGGAAUGUGAUUCCAAGAAAGAAAACAGCAAGUGAGAAUUUAAUGGCCUUGCCGAAAAUCCAAAUAAGUGUCCCGAGACGUGUUGAAGAAUGAAAAGAAGCUAGAGCUGGUCUCUGGAGGAGAAAGAGGAUUUUUGGCCAAUGUGCAAAGGAACUUAUUGCGAAAUUGAAGUUUAGACUGGAAAAAAUAAAACCAUAAACAGAAGGUUACACAUGUGUAAAGGUGACAGCUAUAUUGUGCGCGUCAAGGCUGUGGUUAUGACCAGAGAUGACUCCAGCGGGGGAUGGUUCCCACAGGAAGGAGGCGGGAUCAGUCGCGUGGGGGUCUGUAAGGUCAUGCCCCCCGAAGGCAAUGGACGAAGCGGCUUUCUCAUCCAUGGUGAACGACAGAAAGACAAACUGGUGGUAUUGGAAUGCUAUGUGAGAAAGGACUUGGUCUACACCAAAGCCAACCCAACCUUUCAUCAUUGGAAGGUCGACAAUAAGAAGUUUGGACUUACUUUCCAAAGCCCUGCUGAUGCUCGAGCCUUUGACAGGGGAGUGAGGAAAGCAAUCGAAGACCUUAUAGAAGGCUCAACAACAUCAUCUUCCACCAUCCACAAUGAGGCUGAGCUUGGUGAUGAUGACGUGUUUACAUUGCAACCCUUUAAACUUGAUUCCCGACCCACUCAUCCUACAACUAGUGAUUUGAAAAACUCUACUUUCGGAAGACAGAGGUGUGUGUACCCGGCUCCAGCCCUCAUGGAGACAGCUACAGACAGUUCUUCUAAUUCGUCUCAGAAGAGGGAACAACCUGCUCGCACAAUCUCCUCCCCCACAUCCUGUGAGCACCGGAGGAUUUAUACCCUGGGCCACCUCCACGACUCGUACCCCACGGACCAUUAUCACCUCGAACAGCCAAUGCCAAGGCCCUACCGCCAGGUGAGCUUCCCGGACGACGACGAGGAGAUCGUGCGCAUCAACCCCCGGGAGAAGAUCUGGAUGACGGGCUACGAGGAUUACCGGCACGCACCGGUGAGGGGCAAAUACCUGGACCCCUCGGAGGACGCGGACUCCUACGUGCGCUUCGCCAAGGGCGAGGUCCCCAAGCACGACUACAACUACCCCUACGUGGACUCCUCAGACUUUGGCCUCGGCGAGGACCCUAAAGGGCGCGGGGGCAGCGUGAUCAAGACCCAGCCCUCUCGGGGCAAGUCCCGGCGGCGGAAGGAGGACGGGGAGCGCUCCCGGUGCGAGUACUGCCGGGACAUGUUCAACCACGAGGAGAACCGGAGGGGCCACUGUCAGGACGCGCCCGACUCCGUGAGAACUUGCAUCCGCCGGGUGAGCUGUAUGUGGUGUGCGGACAGCAUGCUCUAUCACUGUAUGUCGGACCCCGAGGGGGACUACACAGACCCGUGCUCGUGCGAUACUAGCGACGAGAAGUUUUGCCUCCGGUGGAUGGCUCUUAUUGCCUUGUCUUUCUUGGCCCCCUGUAUGUGCUGUUACCUGCCCCUGCGGGCCUGCUACCACUGCGGAGUGAUGUGCAGGUGCUGCGGGGGGAAGCACAAAGCAGCUGUGUGACUCGGUUUCCCUCCCCACCCCCCUCCAUCCACAGCCCCAAGGGGACUUGUCUUCUGCAUUCUCUCAUCUCUCCCCCGCUCCCGGGUACCCGAGGCGCCGUUCCAGCCUGGGGAACCUGCCUGGUGGACUCUGCACCCCCCGCCACCCACUCUGCAUCAGCCACCCCCGCGCGCGCUCGCUCAGUGUUGUAAGGAAGGGAACCUCCGCCUAGACGCUCAUGCAUUAUUAACAAUCUGUAAUCCAGCUAACUGUCUCACAUAGGUGUUGAUUUCACGUCCUUCCUGCCCACCUCUUCCAGCUCCAAGGCGCCUUCCGUGGGAACUGCUGAUUUUUUGGUGGGUCUUGUCGUUGGUUUUUCCCAGAGCUCGAAGACCAUCUUUCUCUUGGUUGAGCUUGCCUGUUGCUAACGAGCUUGCUUCCUCGGGUUCCUGUGGAAAUGGAAUGUCAGAAUGAUGAAACCCUACCAGAUGUAUUUGAACCUGCAGUCGGUUAUUAUGUAUAGGAGGUGAGCUAGUUAACAAACUUCUACCACUAAAUGAGAUCGCAUUAACUUUUUCUAAAGCCAAACUUCCCAUGUAAGCUGCAGUUUCUAUCUGGAGCCCAUCAUCCUCUUCUCUCCCUCACCCCAAAAUCUGUCAGUUAUUCACUGAUGUAAAACAUUCACUCCUAAAAUGACUGAGAAUUGAGCCUUAACUUCAGAUUAACUUGUGAGAAUCAGGAAAAUUCUUUAAACUGCAUCGCAUCCUCUCAGACCAGGGCUAGAAAGGGGAUUUCAGGUUUCUCCGAGCCUCCCCACUUACCCCUAAAGUAGAACUUUUUAAAAUUGUGUCACCACCACUUGUAAAAAUGUAGCAAUAUCAGAAGAAAACACUAAUGAAGUAGGAAAUUUUGCUUAUUGUUUUGCAAACCAAAUAGUCUCUUCAAAACAAACCAGUGUUCUCCCAAACACGGUCCAGUUGAGAAACACUGAGGUUGUGGUAAAUAAAACUUAUAGGAGCUUUUUUCCCCCAAUUGGCUAUUUUCUAUUAACUGGGGGAAAUUUUAAAUGUCAUCAAUUUGAAGAGUGGUGGGUUGCAUUUUGUUCACGGGUUUGUGUGUUUGUUUUCAUUUUGGACUCCAUGUCACCAUGUUCUUCGUUUAUACUUGGGAAAAAACAAGGCCAUAUGUAAACACCCUUCCAAUGCCUAAGUGUCUUUCUCCUGCAACUCCAAACCCAAACUUGCCACUUUGGGUGCACGGAUGGUUAGGUCAGCAGGCUGGGUCUACUUGUCGCCUUGCCACAUAGGUUUCUAAUUAGCUGGAAAAGAGUAUUUUUCUAAUAUAUUGCAAGGAAUGGCCAAAUCUUACUGCAGAAAGAAGAAAAGUGAAGAGCGGUUCCCUAGCAUAGGACCUAGCACAGUACAGUCAGAACGCUAUGGAGACCAUGGGGACAGGCUUGUCAGCGCUGGCUCUUCUUCCUGCCGUGAUCUUCCUGUGAUUAUUGCCAGCUGAGAGCAUGGCCUCAUUCCUCUCUCCCCCAUUCCUUCUCUGUUGCGCACAGGACAUCAGUCUCCAAGGAAAGGGACUUUUUUUCUAGUCUGCCAAUCAUUGGGAACGUGCUAGCCAUGCUUACCUUCCUCGGAAUGUUUUCAGCUCAUCAGAGAGCCCUUGGCAUUUCUUCGUCACAUCAUCCGUGUAAAUACCCAGUGUGCUUAUGAGUUUGUUGGUAGAUGUUUUCAUUUGUUGGAGUGGCUGGUUUGGGUCUUCCACUUUGGGAAAGGAGCAGAGAGCUGUUAAUCUGGUGAUGUAAGAGUCGUUUCCCAGCCUGGAGAACUUCUAGAAAACCUUCAGCCAGCCUCCAAACGCUGUCGAGAGAUCUUCUCCCCCAUCCUGAGGCAUUUCCUCAGGGUCUUUCUCAAGGUCUCCUCUCUACAAAGCACAACACUAAUGUAUGUUUUGUUAGACCUCAGUUCAGGUGUCCCUAUUUAUUUCAGUAAGAAUACACCUAUCCCGUUGGCUUUCUGUUUGCCAUCUCUGUUUAGUCGUUAUCUGUCUCUCUCUUCCUUUACCCCUUGUCCUUUUCCACCCCUUUGAAGAGUUAAUGCUAGUGAAUCUUACUCCGCGUAUCCUUUUUGGUUUGUGAAGAAGGCAGCGGGUUAAGGGCACAAGGACAGCCAUGGGGACAUUUAUGUAAAUACGUCUCUAAUUGCCACACUGCAGCCGAACAGUGUGUAGUAUUUCCCCAGUCAGCUUUGCCAUACUGACGUCAAUCAUCUGAGAGAAAUUAUUCAGACUUUAUUUUUGUAUCUGUGGUAACAAAACAUUAACCAAAAGAUUUUCUGUUUGGAAGCUUCCCCCAACCACGCCCCUCCCCCCAAACCACCAAGCUGUUUGCUCACAUUAACAAAUUAAAGUGCCUGAAGCAUAAUUCAUUCUUUAUCUGUGUACUAAAAACCCUGUUGUAUUGAUUUUUUAUAAUAAGCCUUUUUACCUCUGUGUAAAAAAUAUAUAUACAAGUGUAUGAUGUACAUUUUAGUUCUUAACUUUUUUUUAUGGUUUCUAAUAUGUAUGACCAAUGUAGCCAUUGCUUUAAAAUGUACCAUGUAAAUAUAAACACAUC